GUGUUGAAGUUCAUAAAAGUUUAAUUGUACUCAGUUAUUGCCGGUUUGUUACCGAUCUGUUACAGUGAACUGAAGCGCAUAUCUACGCGUUAAUUUCGUUUUAAAUUAAAGUUUAACACGGCGAAGCACAUGGGAGUCUCUCCUCGUCGAUGAUGUCAUCGUGUUGGAAUUACGGCGACUCAACGUGUAAUAAAAACACACCCGUUAAACAAACACAACGGUAGAAAAGCACUAAUUGUGUCUGUAUAUGUGUCCCGUUGACGCGGAGUGUGAUUUUUAUCGUCUUGAACGCCCAUUUUGCAGCUUUUUCUUUUUACUUUGAAAAAACGUCCACCGUAUGCCCGCCAUGCUAAAACUACAUUACCCAUGAUGCACCUCGCCAAUACUCCAGACUUUUUUUUUUCUCUCUCGAAUCGUAGGCGGGAGAAGGAGGAAGCAAGAAAAUGGUGGCAGUGUUUAAAGUUUAAAAUCCGAUGCGUAUAUACGUUAUUUGUUUUUUACGUUAAACAUUGCUGGCGAAGAAGAGAGUGAGUGUUAAUGAACACUUUUCAACGUUAGCUGAAGCUGGAGAAGCAACAGUGUGAAGAUGAUCAUGAAGACGCACAAGCGCAAGCUCCAGUCGGAGUCCUCCGAUGAGUCUCCGGGUGGCGGCAGCGCUGUAGCGUGGGAGCGUCAACGUCAGUUUGUGUUCAACGUCUCCCUGCACAAGUAUCAGCGGGACCAAGAGUCGCCCGAGCCCAGCCUGCGGCGGUCCGUCCUCAUCAGCAACACCCUGCGGCAAGUGGAAGCAUGUCGAGUGUCCUCCCUUGACAUCCGGGCGCCUCUUCCACUCGACCAUCCGUCGCCAGAGCAACCGAUAGCCAACAGCGUGAAUGACCUGCCGUCCCCCGCCAAAUGCCAGCGGGUGGUAUCUGGUUGUGCGUCGUCUGAUGACGCGGAGGACUGGAGCUCUCUGUCCGCUGACCCUGAUUUCGCCGUUUCGCCCGCAAUCUCGUCCAUCCUCAGUGGCUUGGACUCCAGCCUGGACGUGAGCGUGCAGUUGCCGUCCCCGCGGGCAGCCCUCAAGUCCCUGGAAAACCUGCAGGCCUGCUCGGACGCUGGUGGAUUCUGGCCGAGGCAGCAGGUCCGAGGGACUCAGGACCCCAUGGAGUGGGAGGCCGGCGUGGAGGCGGUGCGCUCCAGCUACCUGAAGGAUGUCACAGCUGAGGACAUGUUCCAGGACAUAGACACAUGCCAGCUGGAGAGGGACAUGGGGAUUCUGGGCCUGAGGAAUGAAGAAGGCCUCUCCAGGGAAUACCACAGUGCCAAGGGCCUGCCGUCCUUCUCGUCCUUUAGCUCACCACCGACCUCAUUCCGGGACGGACUGGAUCUUGAGCACCUGAUGACCAUGUUGGUCGAGUCCUGAGAGGGUAUCAGGGUGUCUGAUUCUAACUAGUGCUGAUAAGUAUUAUGUAAAGCCGUUUGAGCAUUCCAUAGUCUUGUUAUCCGGUCAUGUACUAGUUGAACACUAUGUCCUCACUAGUAAGACAAUUCAGCCCCUGGUAGAGUAACUGUCUUAGUUUGUAUCUCAUUCUGAAUUGUUACUUGUGAGGACAAAGCGUGAACUAGUGCAUGGAAUAAAUGCUCGGGCGCCCCCCCCCAUGAAGCAGUGAGCCCGUGGACAAUGAAGCAACUUUAUGAAUCGGUUACCGGACGAACCUGAGCUGACAAGUGUCAACACUAAAACGUGUGGAGUCUUCCGUGAAGAAAAGUUUCAUCACAUAUUUAUCAAGCAUGUCUUACAAUUUUUUUUUCGUAUUCACAAAAGUUCCUGUAAGGGCACUCAGACCCGUUUCCUUGCUGGAAUAACUGCACUUUUUUUUUUUUUUUUAAUUGUGAGGAUGCAUCACUGAUGUUACUUUGUUGUUCAUUGACACCAAGUGUUUAAAUGGACAUCUUGCAUAACUGUUAACAUGCGCCACUGAGUUGUUUUUUUUGUCCGUUGACACCAAGUGUUUACAACCUACAAAUUUCAGUAAGCCUCAAACAGGUCUUUGUUUUCACUCGUAUUUCUCAUGCUGGUUUUAAAAUGAAGGGCAAAAUGUCCCCUUUGUAUUUCCUGUUCAAGAUGAGAUUUGUAAUUGAUUUUUCAUCAUACUAUUUUAGUAAAAUGUGAUAAUGAAAA
Messenger RNA from Syngnathus typhle (broad-nosed pipefish), 2164 nucleotides. It is a transcript of the gene sertad3, whose product is annotated as SERTA domain containing 3. The coding region runs from base 587 to 1405 and encodes 272 amino acids. The record is from RefSeq and is a predicted model, not a curated record. Gene Ontology annotation, molecular function: transcription regulator activity. The transcript is spliced from 2 exons. NCBI's taxonomy places the organism in Eukaryota, Metazoa, Chordata, Actinopteri, Syngnathiformes, Syngnathidae. Gene Ontology annotation, cellular component: nucleus.